This is a messenger RNA of Anguilla anguilla (European eel), 554 nucleotides long. RefSeq names its product 40S ribosomal protein S24. The record is from RefSeq and is a predicted model, not a curated record. The transcript has 5 exons. Gene Ontology annotation, molecular function: structural constituent of ribosome. Gene Ontology annotation, biological process: translation. Gene Ontology annotation, cellular component: ribosome. The coding region runs from base 82 to 477 and encodes 131 amino acids. Lineage: Eukaryota; Metazoa; Chordata; Actinopteri; Anguilliformes; Anguillidae.
GCGACAUUCGUUCAGGCAUUUUCUUGGCCGUCAAGGGGUCCUUCUUUCUUUUUCACGUCCCUGAGUGAGGCAGCUGCCAAGAUGAAUGACACAGUGACCGUCAGGACCCGAAAGUUUAUGACAAACCGCUUGCUUCAGAGGAAGCAAAUGGUUGUUGAUGUCCUACACCCUGGAAAGGCGACGGUUCCUAAGACUGAGAUCAGGGAAAAGCUUGCCAAAAUGUACAAGACCACUCCAGACGUGGUGUUCGUCUUUGGCUUCAGGACACAGUUUGGUGGCGGGAAAACAACAGGCUUCGCGAUGGUCUAUGAUUCUUUGGAUUAUGCCAAGAAGAAUGAGCCCAAACACAGACUUGCCAGACACGGCCUGUACGAGAAGAAAAAGUCUUCCAGGAAACAGCGCAAAGAACGCAAGAACAGGAUGAAGAAAGUCAGAGGGGUUGCCAAGGCCAACGUUGGUGCUGCUGGCAAGAAGUGAGACCAGACAUUCAGGGAAUGGCGUCCUGCUCAAGAUGUUCUUGUAUAUUGUCAUCAAAUAAAUUGUAAAGAAAAAAA